Molecule: messenger RNA, 2304 nt
Organism: Glycine soja
Lineage: Eukaryota; Viridiplantae; Streptophyta; Magnoliopsida; Fabales; Fabaceae
Exons: 3
Coding region: 210-1931 (573 amino acids)
Cellular component (GO): VCP-NPL4-UFD1 AAA ATPase complex
Molecular function (GO): polyubiquitin modification-dependent protein binding
Source: RefSeq, a predicted model, not a curated record
AAAGGAAACACCCAAGUUGAUCCCAGAAGAAAGGUCCAGACUCUUCUAGAUAUUAAAUACCUCUGCGAAGGAAGCCAACCGACCAAACAACAAUAAAAUGAAGAAAGAAAAAACUCUGCAUUCAAUUCGAUUGAUUCACAAAUUGCAACUCCUUCUCGGCUCUUCCUAAUCAGCACGAACACAACACAAACACAAACACAGAGAGAGACAUGGAUUUUGAACUGAGAAGAGCGAGAGAGAAGCUAGAGAAAGAGCAGAGGGAGAGGAAGGAAAGAGCAAGACUGAAACUUCAGAAGGAAAAGAAGGUCAAAGAAGAGGCUCAGAAGCAAAAGGAAGCCAUCGAAGCUGUUCAAAGAUCUCGUCGUAUUGAUGCCGCACAAGCUCAACUCAAGGCUGCCCGACAGAUGCAAGAAAACCUACUUGCUGGCGGAGGAAUAGUGUUUUACCGACUACUAGAGGCUUUUUUUUAUGAAGGCGGUGGAGAUAAGAUCAAGCUACCUCCUUCUUGCUUCGCAGAACUGUCUGAGCAGGGUACUUUUGAUAAGAGACAGGGACCCUUAUACUUUCAGUUGUCGUUAGUUCAUGAAGAAAGCACUUCAAGCAUCCAAACUACUGAUAAAGUGAAACAGGGGAGGACCACCCAUUCUGGAGUUUUAGAAUUCACUGCUGAUGAAGGUUCAGUGGGUCUUCCUCCUCAUGUAUGGAAUAAUUUGUUUUCUGAAGGCACUCCAAAACCUCCCUUAGUUGAAAUCCGCUAUGUUUGGCUUCCAAAAGGGACAUAUGCAAAACUUCAACCUGAAAAUGUAGGAUUUUCCGACUUGCCCAAUCAUAAGGCUAUCCUUGAAACAUGUCUUCGGCAGCAUGCUACUCUUUCUCAAGGUGACAUUUUAACUGUAAACUAUGGAGAACUUGCUUAUGAAUUAAGGGUCCUUGAGUUAAAACCUUCUUCAAGUGUAUCUGUUUUAGAAACGGAUAUUGAAGUUGACAUAGUUGAUCCUGAUACAUCUUCACAAAAGACAGAUGGGCAUGUUUUAAUGCCACUUGUAUUCGGAAUGCCACAAAUUGGAACAAUAGAAGAAGGAAAGUUUGUCUAUUACAAAUUUUCCAUAGACAAUGUCAUUUGGGAGCAACUCUCUCCUGGGAAUUCUUGUGUUGAAGUAAAAUUAGAAUCAGAGACAGAUGGGGGGGACACUGAUAUUUUCAUCUCCAGACAUCCUGUCAUAUUUCCUACACGACACCGGCAUGAGUGGUCUUCUCAUGAUAUUGGCUCAAAGACUUUGAUUCUUAGCUCUAAUGAUAAAAACAUGGGUGCAGGGACUUACAGCAUUGGUGUAUAUGGCUUCAAGGGAAUUACUAACUAUAAAAUAUCAGUCAUGGUCCAGGAUAAUUUCAACCAAAAUGUUGGUCAGCAAGCAUCAUCUUCCAUGUCAUCUAUGGAACUGGAUACCGAACAAUGUAGGAACUGCAAGCAUUAUAUACCCGGCAGGACUAUUGCACUACAUGAAGCUUACUGUAGCAGGCACAAUGUUGUCUGUCAGCAUGCAGGCUGUGGAGUGGUUCUUAGGAUUGAGGAGUCCAAGAACCACAUUCACUGUGGCAGGUGUGGUCAGGCUUUCCAGCAGGCAGAAUUAGAAAAGCACAUGAAAGUUUUUCACGAGCCACUUCACUGCCCUUGUGGAAUAAUCCUUGAGAAAGAGCAAAUGGUGGAGCAUCAAGCUUCAGUUUGCCCCCUGCGUCUAAUUACAUGCCGGUUCUGUGGUGAUAUGGUUCAAGCUGGGAGGUCUGCCAUGGACGUCCGUGACAGAUUUAGAGGAUUGUCUGAGCAUGAGAGUAUUUGUGGUUCUAGGACUGCCCCGUGUGAUUCCUGUGGGCGUUCUGUGAUGUUGAAGGACAUGGAUAUUCACCAGAUUGCUGUUCAUCAAAGUGGCUAAUUCUGAUAUUUUUCAUCAUAACAGCAACUUGUGAAGGAUUGCAUCUAGGUAACAAAUAGAAAAUUAAAAGAAACUAGAGGAAAUUGAAAGAGACAGGAAGACAGGUUGAUGAUGGUGGAGCUGAAACAUCUCUAUGUUCUACUGUGGACAACCGGCUAUGGAUCUAUUAAACUGUUGUUGAUCUUGUCAUUCAUUAUGUAUGAAAUUAUGAUUAUAAAAAUGUUUGGUUUGCAGUAUUUUUUACAUUACGUUCUUUUGGGCUGAUAGGAAGAAUAAAAAUUACAAUUUUAUAAAUAUUUAGGUAAAGAAACCACUUGCAAGUAGGUUUGUUGUGCUAAUGAUAACCAAGUAAUGAUUGACGAGCGUAAGCUGU